This is a messenger RNA of Camelina sativa (false flax), 663 nucleotides long. The record is from RefSeq and is a predicted model, not a curated record. Lineage: Eukaryota; Viridiplantae; Streptophyta; Magnoliopsida; Brassicales; Brassicaceae.
GCUUCGUUUCUUUUAUGGCUUUAACCAAAAGAAAAAUUUAAUCUUUGUUAAGAGUUUUAGACAAUUAUUUGGUUGGUAUUAUAUCGUCUCUGUCAAUCUCUAGUUCCAUCUCAAUCCAAGGCGAUGUUGUUUAGUGCUUCAGCGACACCACUAGUGCCCAGCUUGUGUCUUCUUGCGGCGGAGAAACCCGUCAAUCGUCGUCCUAUGAUGAUGAGACUCUCAGGCGGCGGAGCAAUUGGGUCUUCUUCAUCGUCUUCGAAUUUCGAUCUGAAGACGUAUUGGGGAACUCUGAUGACGGAGAUCAAUCAGAAGCUCGACGAGGCGAUACCGGUCAAGUACCCUGCGGGGAUCUACGAGUCGAUGAGAUACUCGGUGCUCGCACAAGGCGCCAAGCGUGCCCCUCCAGUCAUGUGUGUUGCCGCCUGCGAGCUUUUCGGUGGCGAUCGCCUCGCCGCUUUCCCAACCGCUUGUGCCCUUGAAAUGGUCCACGCGGCUUCGUUGAUACACGACGACCUCCCCUGUAUGGACGAUGAUCCUGUCCGCCGAGGAAAGCCAUCGAACCACACAGUCUACGGCUCCGACAUCGCCAUUCUCGCCGGCGACGCCCUCUUCCCACUCGCCUUCCAGCACAUUGUCUCCCACACCCCUCCCGACCUUGUUCCC